CUAGCCAGCCAGCGGCGGCGUCGUCCUGGGCCAGGAUGAGCUACUCCGGCGGCUGCUCGACCUGCCUCGAGGCCAUCUUCUCCGUCGUGCUCCCGCCGCUCGGCGUCUUCUUCCGCUACGGCUUCUGCAGCUCGGAGUUCGCCCUCUCGUCGGCUCUGACGGUCCUGUUCUACGUCCCCGGCGUCGUCUACUCCGUCUGGGUCAUCGUCCUCAAGACGCCGCCGGAGCCACCGGGCAUCGACGGGGAGCGGCCGUACUACAUCCUCGCCUGACGACCGCAGCACUCAACGACCGGUGAAUGAAAUUCAGUUAGGUUGGUCGUUGAGCCUUCGCACAAUUUAGUCUGUAAAUUAGCUGUAACACUAGUGUUAUAUAUACUCCUGCGUGCCAAUUGGAAAAAAAACUAGUUACGGUUGGGGAUGGAUUUUAAGCUCUCAAAAAUUCAUUCAUCUAUUGCAUAUUAUCUAAGCUAUUACUUUUUAAACGGUAUUGAUGGAUUAAUGUACGACUCUAUAAACAUUUAGAUUCAAAUAGGAUUUCUAUGAGCUAGAAUGGAAAAAAAAACAAAUAUCAUCAUGAAGAUAUACAUGAUAG
Molecule: messenger RNA, 594 nt
Organism: Oryza brachyantha (malo sina)
Lineage: Eukaryota; Viridiplantae; Streptophyta; Magnoliopsida; Poales; Poaceae
Product: hydrophobic protein LTI6A-like
Exons: 2
Coding region: 36-272 (78 amino acids)
Cellular component (GO): membrane
Source: RefSeq, a predicted model, not a curated record